UGCUGGUGGCAGAUGGGGUAACGGAGAGGAGAGAAGUCCACGUAAUACCAUGCCGAGAUUUGGACUACAUAAACUACAUGCAAAACCUCCAAAUCUCCGAAUUUAAUAUUAAAAGAGGUGGUUCGGUGAAGAUCACGGUACAAUAAUGGGGAAGCACUGGGUUCCACUGCUUGUGCUGCUCCAGCAGCUCCUCUGUGGCUGUGCAGGGAACCAAAGGAUGGCGAGGGCCACCUCCAUGCAGUUCACGCAUUCUCUUUACAAUGCCACCAUAUAUGAGAACUCUGCUGCUAAGACUUACUUAGAAAGUCACACCAAAAUGGGAAUCUUUAUCACAGACCCAGAGUGGGACAUACGGUACAAAAUCAUCUCUGGAGACAAUGAGAACCUAUUCAAAGCAGAAGACUAUCUGCUGGGAGAUUUCAGUUUUUUGCGAAUAAGGACCAAAGGAGGCAGCACUGCCAUUCUGAACCGGGAGGUUAAAGACCACUACGUGCUGACUAUUAAAGCUUCAGAGAGAAACACCAAUUUGGAGUGUCGCACUCGAGUGAAGGUACAGGUACUGGACACCAAUGACCUCAGGCCUCUCUUCUCACCCACGUCCUAUAGCAUCGCUCUGCCAGAGAACACGGCAAUCCGCACAAGCGUGGCCAAAGUCACGGCAACUGAUGCAGACAUCGGUACAAAUGGAGAAUACUACUAUAGUUUCCGGGAGUGGACAGACAUGUUUGCAGUACAUCCAACAAGCGGUGUGGUGACACUGACGGGCAAACUAGAUUACUCUGAGACGAAGCUGUACGAGUUGGAGAUCCUUGCCGUGGACAGAGGGAUGAAGCUGUAUGGGAGCAGUGGUUUCAGUAGCAUGGCCAGACUUACAGUCAGGGUGGAGCAGGCCAAUGAGCACGCACCUGUAAUUACUGCAGUAACCUUGGCCCCCUCUGAUGCAGACCAUGACCCCACUUAUGCCAUUGUGACAGUGGAGGACAAAGAUCAAGGACCAAAUGGAGAAAUAGCAUCACUGAGCAUUGUGGCUGGUGACCCUCUUCAACAGUUCAAGGCUGUAAGAACCAACCCCGGGAGCAGGGAGUAUAAAAUAAAAGCAGUCAAAGAUGUCGACUGGGACAGCCAACCUUUUGGAUACAACCUCACUUUACAGGCAAAGGACAAAGGCAGCCCCCCUCAAUUUUCAUCAGCUAAAUUGGUACAUGUCACUUCUCCACAGUUCAAAGUGGGCCCUGCUGUAUUUGAAAAGGCCGUUUACAGAGUCAAUCUGAGUGAAUUCGCCCCCCUUCACACACCUGUCACUAUGGUAACAGCUGUGCCAAAGUAUCCACAGCUAAAAUAUGCUUUUAGGCACAAAUCUGACAAGAACAGAUUUACCAUCAAUCCAGAUACUGGCUUAAUCAGCACCGCAGGGCCAAUCAAUGCUGAUAUUUCCUCACAAUUUCAGUUGGAUGUGAUUACAAGUGACAAAAAAGCAACAACCAAAGUGAUUGUUGAUGUGAUUGAUGUAAAUAACAAUGCACCUGAAUUCCAGCAGACAUCUUACAAGGCCAGUGUUGAUGAGAAUGUACCCAUAGGGACUAGUGUGGUGACUGUUAAAGCCACUGAUCUAGACAAAGGGGAGAAUGGCUAUGUGACCUACAGCAUUACCAAUGUGAAUCCUCAGCCGUUUGUCAUUGACUACUUCUCUGGUGUCAUCAGUACCUCGGAGGUCCUAGAUUAUGAGCUCAUGCCCAGGAUUUACAAUCUUAAAGUCAGAGCAUCAGACUGGGGAUCCCCAUUCCGGAGAGAGGUGGAAGCAUCAGUCAUUAUAACGUUAAACAACCUGAAUGACAAUAAGCCUUUGUUUGAAAAUGUGGACUGUGAAGUGACUGUGCCGAGAGAUCACGGCGUGGGAGAGCAGAUAACAACAGCAUCUGCCAUUGAUGCAGAUGAACUGCAGCUAGUACGGUACAAUAUUAAAGCUGGGAAUGAUCUUGACCUGUUUGAGCUGAACCCAAACUCUGGCAUGCUUUCACUGAAGCACUCGCUGAGCGAGGGAGAGGCAGCUAAGGUCUCGUUUCAUAGUUUACAAAUCGUUGCAUCUGAUGGCGAACAUGAGACUCAGCCAAUGAUUAUGAACAUAACUGUCAUCACGGCGCGUAAGCCCGUCCAGUUAAAGUGCGUGGAAACCGGAGUUGCUACUAUGCUGGCUGAAAAGCUGCUUCAGGGCAGCAAAAUCCACACGCAGAAUGAGCCGGAUGACAACUUCAUGGACUUUCACUCAGUCAACCGGUACACUCCUCAGUUCUCAGAGUCUUUUCCAAGUGUUAUUGAAGUCAAAGAAGAUCUCCCUGUCGGGGCCCGGAUUGUCCAUUUAAAUGCCACAGACUCAGAUAGUGGCUUUAAUGGGAAGCUAGUGUAUGUUAUUUCAGGAGGAGAUGCAGAAAGCCACUUCAUAGUAGAUAUGGAAACUGGUUGGCUUUUGGUUUACUCUCCUCUUGACCGGGAAACAGCAGAUCACUACACCCUCAACAUUACAGUUUAUGAUCUCGGGAUACCACAGAAAUCCUCAUCGCGUCUCUUGGAUGUUAAAAUCUUAGACACUAAUGACAAUAGCCCCCAGUUUUUGCAAGAAUCUUAUUCUGUUGAAAUAACUGAGAGUACACCUGUUGGGACUGAAAUCAUCCAGGUGGAUUCAACAGAUAAGGAUCGAGGUGACAAUGGAAUCGUCAAGUACUCAAUUUUGGGAGGCACAGAUCAUUUUGCAAUCAAUGAAAAUACCGGUGUGGUGACAGUGACAAAGCCACUGGAUCGCGAGCUCCAUCCAUUUUAUGUCUUGAAGAUUGCGGCACGUGACCAGGCAGUAAAUGAGCCUCAGCUGGUGUCCACAGUGCCCCUCAAAAUCACCUUGGAAGAUGUGAAUGAUAAUCCACCCAAAUUCUUCCCUCCUAAUUACCGUGUAAAGGUGAGGGAGGACCUUCCAAUCGGUACAGUAAUCAUGUGGCUGGAGGCUCAUGACCCCGAUAUUGGGCCUUCCAGUCAGGUACGAUACAGCCUUAUUGAUAAUGGAGACGGGAAUUUCGAAGUAGACAAACUCAGCGGUGCGCUGCGAAUUGUUCAGAAUCUAGAUUAUGAGACAAAACAGGUGUAUAAUCUUACUGCAAAAGCUAAAGACAAAGGGAAGCCCAUAUCUUUGUCAUCAACCUGCUUUAUUGAGGUGGACGUGGUGGACGUGAAUGAGAAUCUUUACAGGCCUAUGUUCCGAUCGUUUGUGGAAAAGGGAUUUAUAAAAGAGGAUGCGGUCAUUGGGACUUCAGUAAUGACUGUAACAGCUGAAGAUGAAGACAGAGGCCGAGAUGGAGAGAUUCGAUACUCCAUCCGAGAUGGGUCUGGCCUGGGGGUAUUCUCCAUUGAUGAGGAAACUGGUAUUAUCCGAACGCAGGAACUGCUGGAUCGUGAGACAACAUCGCACUACUGGUUAACAGUCUAUGCGAUGGAUCGCGGUGUGGUACCCCUCUCUGCUUUUGUGGAGGUCUACAUUGAGGUGCAGGAUGUCAACGACAAUGCACCUCAAACCUCUGAGCCUGUCUACUACCCCUCUGUUAUGGAGAACUCUGCUAAAGAUGUGUCAAUCAUCCAGAUCAACGCAGUCGAUCCGGACGCCAAAGCCAGCGAUAAACUCACCUAUAAGAUCACCAGCGGGAAUCCCCAGGGUUUCUUUGCUAUUAACACCAAGACAGGUUUGGUUACAACAACUUCCAGGAAACUCGACAGAGAGCAGCAGGACGAGCACAUCCUCGAGGUAACAAUCACCGACCACGGCAUUCCUCCAAAAUCCACCACUGUUCGCGUCAUCGUGCAGGUCCUCGACGAGAAUGACAACAGGCCGUUGUUCCUGGAGAAAAUCUACAAGAUCCAACUCCCUGAGCGGGAGAGGCCUGAGAAUGAGAGAGCCAUGAAGAGGUACCCGGUGUAUCGGGUGAUUGCGUCAGACCGUGAUGACGGACCUAAUGCUGAGAUCUCAUACAGCAUUGAGGAUGGAGAUGAACAUGGAAAAUUCUUCAUCGAGCCCAAGACGGGCCUGGUGUCGUCCAAGAAGUUCUCCUCUGCGGGAGAAUACGACAUACUUACAAUUAAAGCUGUCGACAAUGGACGACCUCAGAAAUCCUCCACUUGUCGUCUGCACAUUGAGUGGAUUCCCAAACCACAAGUGCCAGCCGACGCAGCUUCCCUGGCUUUUGAGGAGUCCCCCUUCACCUUUUCUGUCAUGGAAAGCGAUCCUGUGGCACACAUGGUGGGCGUCGUGGCCACUGAAUCCUCCGAUGUUCCCGUGUGGUUUGAAAUCACAGACGGCAUAGAGGAUACUGAGAUGUUUUACAUCCUUCAGAUGGCUUGUGACCACAACUGUACAGCAGAAGGUGGUAAUUAUGACAGCCGCUUUGACGUGGGCAAGGCCAGCGGAACCUUGAUUGUAGCGCGGCCCCUGGACGCAGAGCAGAAAUCAAAUUACAACCUGACAGUGGAAGCCACGGAUGGGACACGAACUGUCAGCACCCAGGUGCUUAUCCGUGUCAUUGACACCAACAACCACCGGCCGGAGUUUUCUGAGAAUGUUUAUGUCGUGAAUGUCCCUGAAGACAAACCAGCGGGGACUGAGGUCCUGCAGAUCAGUGCUGUGGACAGGGACGAGAAGAACAAACUGACCUUUACACUCCUGAGCAGCACUGAUCCGUUCAGCCUGAGGAAGUUCCGACUAGACCCAGGAACCGGCACCCUGUAUACCACUGAGCGACUGGAUCAUGAGACCAUGCAUCGUCACAUCCUGACUGUCAUGGUUCGAGAUCAGGACAUUCCUGUUAAGAGGAACCUUGUGCGCGUUAUUGUCAAUGUGGACGACACCAAUGACAAUGCACCCUGGUUCAUAGGCACACCAUACUCCGGUCGAGUGUUUGAAUCUGCUGCCGUAGGCACGGCGGUGCUCCAGGUUACAGCUCUUGACAAAGACAAGGGCUCUAAUGCAGAGGUUGUCUACCACAUUGAAUCAGGAAAUGUUGCCAACUCAUUUGCUAUUGACCCUGUCCUCGGGACAAUUACAGUAGCCAAAGAGCUUGAUCGCAACAGCAAGACAACAUUUGAACUCACUGUUAAGGCAUCAGAUAACGGAGUACCUCCACUGUCAAAUACAACCACCGUACACGUUCUGGUAACGGUUUCUGACAAUGCAGUCCCCAGAUUUACCGGAGAGGCUUUUUCUGCAGAAGUGAGCGAAUCAGCCCUUCCUGGAAGUUUCGUGACCUCAGUCACAGCCGUCAGCCAGUCGUCUGUUUUCUAUCAAAUAAAAGGGGGCAACAUCAACAAUGCGUUUGAUAUAAAUCCAAACUCGGGAGUGGUUGUAACACAAAAAGCUUUAGAUUAUGAAACCAUCGCUGAAUACAAGCUUAUCAUACAGGGCACCAACAUGGCUGGACUUGCCAGCAACACAACACUUACGAUUCAUCUAAAGGAUGAAAACGACAACGCUCCAGUCUUUGACCAGAGGGAAUUUCAGGGUGUAAUCAGCGAGUCGGCCCUCAUCAAUAGUGUUGUACUGACCCGUGAAAACACACCUUUUGUCAUUCACGCCACUGAUGCCGAUUGUGACCAGAAUGCCAUGCUCAUCUAUCAAAUCGUUGAACCAUUUGCACAUAACUAUUUCGCCAUUGACUCGAGCACUGGAGCCAUCCGAAUUACAUCACCUUUGGAUUACGAACAGAGGAGUGUUUUCCGCUUCACAGUCCAGGUCCAUGAUCUAGGAAUGCCACGGCUGUUUGCAGAGACCACAGCCAAUGUGACCAUUGAAGUAAUUGAUGUUAAUGAUUGCGCACCAGUUUUAAGCCAAGAGCAGUAUGAGGCAACUGUUGUAGUGCCAACAUACAAAGGGGUAGAAGUCAUUCAAGUCAGUGCUACAGAUGCAGACUCUGGGCCUAACUCCAAACUUCUCUUCUCCAUCUCUGAGGGAAAUAUUGGUGAUAAAUUUAAAAUGGAUCCCAUCACUGGAAUAAUCUCCAUUCAGAAUGUCACACAGCUUCGGAGCAGAUAUGAGUUAAAGGUCAGGGUUUCUGAUGGUAGAUUUGCCAGUGUUGCUGUAGUGAAGAUCAGUGUACAGGAAAACAAGGAGAGCAAGCUGAAGUUCACCCGGGAAUCGUACAAAGCCUACAUCCGAGAAAAUUCCUCUGAGAAGAAGACUCUAGCGGUCAUUGCUGCUGUUGGGAAUCAGGUGAAUGAGCCCCUGUUCUAUAAAAUAUUAAACCCUGACAGCAGAUUUGAAAUCAGCCGCACAUCUGGAGUUGUUUCAACCACCGGAAUCCCAUUUGAUCGUGAAGCACAGGACACAUUUGAUAUAGUUGUUGAGGUCACAAGAGAAGACAAAUCUGAAGAUAAGGCUCAUGUUUUAGUAACUGUGACUGUGGAGGACGUAAAUGACAACGCACCUAUGUUCGUGAACCUUCCCUAUCACGCCCUGGUUCAGGUGGAUGCAGAGGAAGGCCAGGUCAUUCGGCAGGUGACGGCAGUGGAUAAAGACUUCGGCCCGAAUGCAAACAUCCAGUAUCAGCUGAAGGAGCAGCAUGAUCACUUUCAAAUUAGCCCAUCUGGUGAAAUCUCACUUAAAAAGAAAUUUGAGAAAGAAGCCCUUAACACAAACUUUGUUAUUGUUGUUAUGGCAAAGGACAGUGGACAACCAGCUCUGUCAGCAGAAAUAGAAGUGCCAGUAAGAGUUGUGAACAAAGCAAUGCCUGUGUUUGAGAAACCGUUUUACAGCAUUGAAAUCCCUGAGAACAUUCAGUUGCGCUCCCCUGUGCUUCACGUACAGGCCAACGAUUCUGAAGGCCCUCGUAUUGUGUACACCAUCUCCGAGGGAGAUCCUUUCAAACAGUUCUCAAUUGAUUUCAACACAGGCGUCAUUCAUGUGAUUCAGCCUUUGGACUUUGAGAUGCAUCCUGCCUAUAAAUUAAAUGUAAGAGCCACAGACUCUCUAACUGGAGCACACUCUGAGGUCUUUGUUGAUAUCAUUCUGGAAGAUGUCAAUGACAACGCUCCUGUGUUCCUGUCAAAGACCUACUAUGCCAAUAUUUCGGAGGCCUCUGUUAUCGGCACAUCUGUUUUGCAAGUUGAUGCCAAAGAUUCCGAUACUGGUAAUAACCAAGAAGUAUUUUUUCAGUUGGUUGAGGAACGGGGGAAGAGUUCUGAUUAUUUUACCAUUGACCGCAACACAGGAAUCAUUUCUACAGCUCAAGUUCUCGAUCAUGAAGAGAUCCAGCAACACAAGCUGAGAGUGCGUGUGGUUGAUGGAGGAGUUCCAGCACUUUCUAGUGACAUCAUCGUGACAAUAGAUGUUACUGAUCUGAACGACAACGCUCCAGUUUUUACCGAGCAUACUUACAGAACUACCAUCAGCGAACUGGCGCCACGUGGGCACUUUGUCAGUCAAGUCCAAGCAUCUGAUCCUGACAGCUCAGACACAAAUAAGUUGGAGUUUUCGAUAAUAUCUGGAAAUGAAGAUCAGAACUUUGCCAUUAACAAACACACCGGUGACAUCACCAUUUCCAACCACCGCAGGCCACAUAUGCAACCUCUUUACAAUCUUAACGUGUCGGUGUCGGAUGGUGUAUUCAGAAGCUCAGCCCUAGUCACCGUAAAAGUUAUUGGUGCCAACUUCCACAGCCCCACCUUUUCUCAGGUGGACUAUUUGGCAGAGCUUGUUGAGAAUUCCCCUGUUGGUACCUUGGUAGCAGAGGCAAAGGCGACCGAUGACGAUGAAGGCAUUUAUGGGCAAAUAACAUAUCAGAUUAUCAAUGACUUUGCAAAGGACAAGUUUUCUAUCAAUGAAAAUGGAGAGAUUUUCACUUUGGAGAGCCUCGAUCGUGAAAACACAGAAGAGAAGGUUAUUCCUAUUUCUCUCAUGGCUAAAGAUGGUGGUGCAAAAGUAGGCUUCAGUGUUGUCAAUGUAAUUCUUACUGAUGCCAAUGAUAAUGCCCCACAAUUCAGGGCAGGUGAGUACAAAGCCACCAUUGCAUCAGACGUCCCGAGAGGAACCUCUGUGGUUAAAGUUGCUGCUUCAGACAUGGAUGAAGGAAGCAAUGCUGACAUCGAAUAUUCAAUUGAGGCAGAUGCUGAAAAUGUUGAGGAAAACUUUGAAAUCCACCCAACCUCUGGGAUCAUUGUAACCAAAGAAAGCCUCAUUGGCCUUGAAAAUGAUAUGUAUGCGUUUUUUGUGAGGGCAAAGGAUACCGGAAACCCACCCAAAUAUUCUGUUGUGCAGGUUUACAUCAGGAUUGUUGCACCAGAGACGCCAAUUCCCAAAUUUGCCGAACCACAUUAUCGUUACACGAUAUCUGAAGACCUUCCUAUUGGCACAGAGAUAGAUGUGAUUCAGGCUGUGAGUGAGCAACCAGUUCUUUACAGCCUAGUAAAGGGCAACAAUCCUGAGAGCAAUGAAGGUGAAAUGUUUGUUGUAGAUCGAGAUAGUGGAGCGCUGAAGCUUCAGAAGAACCUCGACCAUGAGACAACCAAAUGGUACCAGCUCACUCUGCUUGCCCAAACCAACUAUGAAAAUUAUGAGAUAGUUGCAUCUGUAAAUGUAAACAUCCAGGUGAAGGAUGUGAAUGAUAACACACCAGUCUUUGAGGCAAACCCUUAUGAGGCUGUCGUUGUGGAAAACCUUCCAAGUGGGACUCAGGUUAUCCAGGUCAAAGCCAUCGACCAAGACUCUGGAACCAACGGCCGGAUCAUUUACAGCCUUGACCCCAAACAGAACUCGCCCGAGAUCCCUGAGCUGUUUGCAGUCAAUAGUGAGACUGGAUGGGUGACCACCUUAAAAGAGCUUGACCGUGAAAAGACUGACAAAUACAAAAUUUCCAUCUUAGCAACGGACCAAGGGGAGAAAGUCCAACUAAUUACUGGAACCACAGUGGAGGUAACAGUUGGUGAUGUGAAUGACAACCCACCCCGCUUCACUGCGGAGAUCUACAAAGGCACAGUCAGCGAAGACGACCCUCCUCCGAGUGGAGUGAUCGCUAUUCUCAGCACCACAGAUGAUGAUUCUGAAGACAUUAAUAAACAAGUCGACUUCUUCAUCACAGGAGGAGACCCACUAGGCCAAUUUGCCAUUGAACAUAUUCAGAAUGAAUGGAAGGUCUCUGUCAGGAAGCCCCUGGACCGUGAAGAAAAGGACAAUUACCUCCUUAACAUUACUGCUAGUGAUGGCAUCUUCACUGCCAAAGCUGUUGUAGAGGUCAAGGUGCUGGAUGCCAAUGACAACAGCCCAGUAUGCGAAAAGUCUGUAUACAGCGAAAGCGUCCCAGAGGACUCCCCUGCAGGCAGGCUCAUUUUGCAGGUUUCUGCCACAGACGCUGACAUCCGCUCAAACGCCCAAAUCUCUUAUGAGCUCCAGGGAGUUGGAUCGGAAUUGUUCAUCAUUGACUUUGUCACAGGGGAGCUGAAGACCUCGCAGCCCCUGGACCGAGAAGAGAAAGACGAGUACAGGUUUAAAGUGCGUGCGGUGGACGGAGGAGGGCGAUACUGUGAAUCUGACAUCCAUAUUAUUGUGGAAGACGUCAAUGACAACCCGCCGCAGUUCUCAUCUGACCCCUACACCAUCACCGUCUUUGAAAACACAGAGACGGGCACUUUUGUGGCAAAGCUGUCAGCGAACGAUUUGGAUACUGGCCUGAAUAGCGAUAUCCUGUACUCACUGGUUGAGUCCGCUGAUGGAUUUUUCUCAGUUGACGAGUCCACUGGUGUAAUAACCCUGGAGCGUCCCUUGGACCGCGAAGUGCAGUCAGUAUAUGAGCUGAAGGCCCGUGCCAGUGACCAGGGCUCGCCGCGUCUGUCCUCGCUCUGCCAGGUGGUGAUCUCCGUCCUGGACAUCAACGACAAUCCGCCGGUGUUUGAGCACCGUGAAUACACAGCCACCGUGUCUGAGGAUAUGGCCGUGGGUACUCAAGUGCUCAGAGUGCACGCAGCCAGCCGAGACGCCGACGCCAACGGCGAGAUCACUUACAGCAUCAUCAGCGGGAAUGAGCAUGGCAUGUUCAGCGUGGACCCAAAGACUGGUGACGUCUUUGUGAUUGAGCCGCUGGACUAUGAGGCCUCUCAUGAAUACUACAUUACAAUAGAGGCUACAGAUGGCGGUUCGCCACCGCUCAGCGACAUGGCUACUGUGAACAUCAAUCUGACAGAUGUCAACGACAACAGACCCGUCUUUAGCCAGGACGUCUAUACGGCCGUCAUCAGCGAGGACGCCGAGCUGGGAAAGACUGUGAUGGCGGUGAUGGCUGAGGAUUUUGACGGGCCUUCAUACAACCACGUGCGGUACUCCAUUGUGGCCGGUAACCAAGGCAGCCCAUUCACCAUUGAUCCAGUCAGAGGGGAGCUUAAAGUUGCUCGCCAGCUGGACAGAGAGAGAACAUCGGGGUAUACUCUAACAGUGGUAGCCUCAGACAACGGGGCACCCCCUCUUUCCAGCAGCGCCAUGAUCAACAUUGACAUCUCCGACAUUAACGAUAACCCUCCCCUUUUCUCCCAGGCCAACUACAGCCUCAUCAUCCAGGAGAACCGUCCAACAGGCACGAGUGUUCUUCAGCUCACUGUAACCGAUCGGGACGCUUCUCACAACGGGCCACCUUUCACGUUUGCCAUCGUCGCUGGGAAUGACGGCGACGUUUUCCACAUCAAUCAGCAGGGAGCUCUAGUGGCCAUGGGGGUGCUGAAUAGAAAACAUAAAGAAAACUACCUACUGCAAGCACAGGUGUCAGACAGUGGCAAGCCACAGCUCUUGUCCACCACCUUCAUCAGCGUGCGUAUAAUUGAAGAAAGCGUCUACCCGCCCGCCGUUCUUCCUCUCGACAUUUUUGUGUCGACCGCCGGUGAUGAAUACCCCGGAGGAGUCCUGGGCAAGAUUCACGCCACCGACCAAGACAUCUACGACACUCUCACCUACAGCCUCGCUCCUACAUCCUCCUCGGAUGAGAGCAGCGGCUUGUUUUCUGUGUCGCCCUCUGACGGCAAAAUUAUCGCCCUGGGUCCUCUCGAUGUGGGGCACUACCCUCUUAACGUGACGGUGACUGACGGACGCUUCACCACGCCGGCUGACGUCACCGUGCAUGUCAGACAAGCAGCUCGUCAGGCCUUGGAUAACUCCAUCGAUGUGCGCUUUGCGAAUAUCGCGCCCGAGGAGUUUAUUGGGGACUACUGGCGCAACUUCCAGCGAGCGUUGAGAAACAUUGCCGGAGUUAGGAGGAGCGAGGUUCAGUUAGUCAGCCUGCAGCCUUCUGAACAAGGAGAUCUGGAUGUUCUGUUGACUCUAGAGAGAGCUGGCAGUCCCUAUCAAUCUCAGGAGGUUGUCUUCCGGAAGCUGAACUCCUCUGCGGCUGUGAUUGAGGAGAUGACGGGCAUCCGCAUCGUGCGGGUGGCGCAGAAGCUGUGCGCGGGCCUGGACUGUCCAUUACACUUCUGCGAUGAGGUCAUCUCCCUGGAUAAAAACGCCAUGUCCACUUACAGCACGGCCCGCCUCAGCUUCGUCACCCCACGAUACCAGAGAACCGCGACCUGCCAGUGCGAAGGUGGCAGAUGCCCCGUGUUGAACAACCUGUGUGAGAACAACCCCUGUCCUGAGGGUAUGGAGUGUGUGGCAGAUCCCAGAGACACUGAGUACAGUUGUGUGUGUCCUGAAGGCAAAAAAGGCAAAUGCUCCGAUGGCCACUCGCUCACAUUCAGUGGAAAUGGUUAUGUGAAAUACCAUCUGAUGGAGAAUGAGAACAAGGAGCUGAUGAAGCUAUCCUUGCGACUCCGAACUUUUUCCAGCCACGCUACCGUCAUGUAUGCUAAAGGCACAGACUACAGCAUCCUUGAGAUCGUGAACGGCCGUCUGCAAUACAAGUUUGACUGUGGCAGCGGCCCCGGGCUGGUGUCGGUCCACAGCGCUCAGGUUAGCGAUGGUGAGUGGCACUCCGUUUCCCUGGAGGUGGACGGUAAUUAUGCUAAACUCGUGCUGGACCGGGUGCACGCUGCCUCGGGCACAGCCCCGGGCACUCUGCGGACCCUCAAUCUUGACAACAGCAUUUACUUUGGGGGUCACGUACGCCAGCACACCUCCCCUCGCCACGGACGCAGCCUGCCUGUCACCAACGGGCUGCGUGGCUGCAUGGAGGCCAUCACCCUGAAUGGCCAGGAGCUGCCUCUGAACACAAGGGCUCGCUGGGCCCACGCUGUGCUGGAGGACAUCGUGGACGUGGCUCCAGGCUGCGCGCUGGCACCUGCCGAGAGCUGUUCUAGCAACCCCUGCACUAACGGAGGGAGCUGCACCUCGCUGCCUAAUGGAGGCUACUUCUGCAAAUGUCCCGCUUCUUUCAUGGGCACACACUGUGAGAUCCCCAUAAGUCCUUGUGCCUCCAACCCCUGCCUGUAUGGUGGCACCUGUGUGACCCGAGGAGGUGAAUUCUACUGCCAGUGCAGAGGGCAGUACUCAGGACCGAGGUGCCAGUUGGGGCCGUACUGCAGAGACAACCCUUGUAAAAACAGCGGAAAGUGUAUCGACAGCUUGGACGGUCCAGUAUGUGAGUGUGAAGCAGGCUUCCAGGGAGACAGGUGCCUGAGUGAUGUUGAUGAGUGCAUCAAGAACCCGUGUGCCAACGGAGGACAGUGCCAGAAUACGUACGGCUCCUAUAAGUGCAACUGCUCGCAGGGUUUCAGUGGAGCAGUGUGUGAACUCCAGGACGUUCACAGCAAUAAUUUGGUCUCCAACUCCUGGAACAUUGGUUUGGAGGAGGUGAUAGGCAUUGUUGUCUUUGUGUCUAGUAUCUUCAUACUGGUCCUCCUCUUUAUCAUCAUCCGCAAGAAGGCCUGCCGCAGAAGGUCAAAGAGCGAAGAUGAUGACAAACAUCCUGGAGGCUCGAACGUGCCUCACUCCUUCCUCCAGAGACCUUACUUUGAUGCCAAAUUCAACAAAAACAUCUACUCAGACAUCCCUCCUCAGGUGCCCGUGCGGCCCAUCUCCUACACUCCCAGUAUUCCAAGCGACUCACGAAAUAAUUUGGAUAGGAACUCAUUCGAGGGCUCCACCAUACCAGAGCAUCCCGAGUUCAGCACCUUCAACCCAGAUUCUGUGCACGGGCACCGCAAAACCGUGGCCGUGUGCAGCGUAGCGCCCAAUCUCCCUCCUCCUCCUCCAUCCAACUCUGUCUCAGACAGCGACUCCAUCCAGAAGCCAAACUGGGAUUACGAUUACGAUGCUAAAGUUGUGGAUUUGGACCCGUGCCUGACCAAGAAGCCUGUGGAGGACAGUGCCUGUCACCCCUACAACACCAGAGGCAGCAUGUCUGAGGUCCAGUCCCUCAGCUCCUUCCAGUCUGAGUCUUGUGAUGAUAACGCCUCCAUUGUGACAGUUAUCCACCUUGUCAACUCUGCUGUUGACACGGUGGAAGGAGAAGAGUCUUUUUUGGCUCAUGAUCUCAAGAACCCAAGAGGAUAUCACUGGGACACAUCUGAUUGGAUGCCAAGUGUUCAACUUCCUGGAAUCCAGGAGUUUCCACAGUAUGAGGUUGUGGAGUCACCCGCCCCUCUGUACAGUGACCCGAGUGCCAUCGACACCGACUAUUAUCCCGGCGGCUUUGACAUUGAGAGCGAUUUCCCUCCGCCGCCAGAGGACUUCCCUGUAAACGACGACCUCCCGCCGCCACCAUUGCCAGAGUACAGCGACCGCUGCGACACCCUGCGGCCCCUCGGCAGAGACUUGGACCCGCCAAUGACCGGUCCGGGCAGCUCAGGCGCCAUCCGCCAGCGCCCGGCCCUGCCUGAGCUUUACAGCCUUAACCAGUACCUGCCGCAGCACUCCUUCCCAAGCGACAGUGGCGAUACCGAGGGCCUGGGCACCACUUCAGCCUCCGCCACCCCAGCCUCCACCCUGGGUAACAGCGGUUACAGAGGAGGCUACCCUUUAGGUUGCAGUCGGGACUUUGACUCCUCUGCUCUGGACAACAUGUCCAUGUCUCUGUACACGUCCACAGCCUCUUGCUCGGACAUGUCGGCGUGCUGCGAGGAGUCCGAGGUGAUGAUAAGCGACUACGAGAGCGGUGACGAGGGCCACUUUGAGCGGCUGUCCAUCCCGGCGCUGGACUCCCAGCAGCACACUGAAGUCUGACACUGGAUCCAAACAAAAGUGCCUAAACCCACAGCUACACCUUAUGUUAGCCCCUGACCACCACAGACACCAAACACGCACAGAAUCUGGAACCACACACACACACACACACACACUGACACAUAAACACAGGGGUUUGUUGAGACCGGCUGAGAAGGCCGUUCAGCUGAGAAGAUCUGAAGAAGUUAUAGGAAACUCUCUGUAGCCGCUUUGCAUCUGCUCAGCCCAGCCCCCCCCGCUUUAAGUAGCUGUCAUCAUACACAGGAAGUGGAUUGUGCAAAGGAUCGACAUCUCAACGUGCAACAGGAAAAACAUCACGACAAAAAAAAAAAGAAAGAAAGUAAAUGUCUUUGUUUCUAUAAACAAAACCAAGCAAGAUGUUUUUAUACAAGUCUUCAUUUUCAGUGUAAAUUUAAAUGUACAGUUUUGAUUUCAAAGUUUACUAGGUUUUGUAGAUAUUCUAUGCUUUUAUUUUCAACAAAAAAAGUUAAAUGGUGUGACAUUAUCAGCCUUACUGUGCGUACAUUCAUUAAGAAAAAAAAGAAGUGUUUAAAAAAGAGAGAUAAAGAGAAGAGCGUGACUUUUCUGAACACAGUGUACUCGUAAAGUUUGUUGUCUCUUGCUCAUUUCAAAAAGGGUCUUCAAUGAACGACUGCAUAUUCUUGUGUUGUUUAUUUUUUAUUUGUUUGUUUGUACAUUUUGACUUUGGAACCUCUUUAUUUUUCCACCAAGAAAAUGGGACCCAAUAUAUUUAUAGUGCAGAGUUAUCCAUGGACACGUGACUUUUUCAGGUGUCUGUGUGUGUCUGAGCAAUGCUAUGGUCUUGUUAAGGUUUUUAUUGAAUACUGCCACAAGCUCACGCUUUCCUACUGGCAAUAAAUUAUUCCUAAAAAAUA
Messenger RNA from Pelmatolapia mariae (spotted tilapia), 15054 nucleotides. RefSeq names its product FAT atypical cadherin 1a (gene fat1a). The record is from RefSeq and is a predicted model, not a curated record. NCBI's taxonomy places the organism in Eukaryota, Metazoa, Chordata, Actinopteri, Cichliformes, Cichlidae. Gene Ontology annotation, cellular component: cell-cell junction; catenin complex; plasma membrane. The coding region runs from base 146 to 14158 and encodes 4670 amino acids. The transcript has 31 exons. Gene Ontology annotation, molecular function: cadherin binding; calcium ion binding. Gene Ontology annotation, biological process: homophilic cell-cell adhesion.